Messenger RNA from Merops nubicus (carmine bee-eater), 1517 nucleotides. It is a transcript of the gene MAPKAPK5, whose product is annotated as mitogen-activated protein kinase-activated protein kinase 5. The coding region runs from base 1 to 1422 and encodes 473 amino acids. Gene Ontology annotation, molecular function: mitogen-activated protein kinase binding; ATP binding; calmodulin binding. The transcript is spliced from 14 exons. Lineage: Eukaryota; Metazoa; Chordata; Aves; Coraciiformes; Meropidae. The record is from RefSeq and is a predicted model, not a curated record. Gene Ontology annotation, cellular component: cytoplasm; nucleus. Gene Ontology annotation, biological process: peptidyl-serine phosphorylation; Ras protein signal transduction; protein autophosphorylation.
AUGUCGGAGGAUCGCGACACGGACAAGAUGAUCAAGGAAACCUCCAUUUUAGAGGAGUACAACAUUAACUGGACUCAGAAGCUGGGAGCUGGGAUCAGUGGUCCUGUUAGAGUCUGCGUGAAAAAAUCCUCUCAAGAACGUUUUGCACUGAAAAUUCUUCUUGAUCGUCCAAAAGCUAGAAAUGAGGUACGUCUGCACAUGAUGUGUGCAACACAUCCAAAUAUUGUUCAAAUUAUUGAAGUUUAUGCUAACAGUGUGCAGUUCCCACAUGAAUCCAGCCCAAGGGCUCGGCUCCUUAUUGUAAUGGAGAUGAUGGAAGGGGGAGAGCUAUUUCACAGAAUCAGCCAGCACCGGCACUUUACUGAGAAGCAAGCAAGCCAAGUAACAAAGCAGAUAGCUUUGGCUUUGCAGCAUUGCCACUCACUAAACAUUGCACAUAGAGACCUCAAGCCUGAGAAUCUCCUCUUCAAGGAUAACUCUCUGGAUGCACCUGUUAAAUUGUGUGACUUUGGAUUUGCCAAAGUAGACCAAGGGGACUUGAUGACACCACAGUUCACUCCGUAUUACGUGGCACCUCAGGUAUUGGAGGCACAAAGACGACAUCAGAAAGAGAAAUCUGGUAUUAUCCCAACCUCUCCAACACCUUACACUUACAACAAGAGCUGUGACCUGUGGUCCCUGGGGGUGAUAAUUUACGUGAUGCUGUGUGGCUACCCUCCCUUCUACUCCAAACACCACAGUCGGACCAUCCCGAAGGACAUGAGGAAGAAGAUCAUGACGGGAAGUUUUGAGUUCCCCGAGGAGGAGUGGAGCCAGAUCUCAGAAAUGGCAAAAGACAUCGUGCGAAAGCUGCUGAAGGUCAAACCUGAGGAACGACUGACCAUUGAAGGUGUCCUGGACCAUCCCUGGCUCAACUCCACUGAGGCACUUGAUAACAUCCUGCCCUCUGCCCAGCUGAUGAUGGACAAGGCAAUGGUUGCAGGGAUCCAACAGGCUCAUGCAGAACAGCUUGCAAACAUGAGAAUCCAAGACCUCAAAGUCAGUCUGAAACCCCUUCACUCUGUCAACAACCCAAUCCUGCGCAAAAGGAAGUUGCUGGGCACUAAGCCAAAGGAUGGGGUUUACAUCCAUGACCCUGAGAAUGGGAGUAACGAUUCCAACGUGGCUCUGGAGAAGCUCAGAGAUGUGAUUGCUCAGUGCAUUCUCCCACAGGCUGGUAAAGGAGAGAAUGAAGAUGAGAAGCUGAAUGAAGUGAUGCAGGAGGCGUGGAAGUACAAUCGAGAGUGCAAGUUGCUGAGAGACACUCUUCAGAGCUUCAGCUGGAAUGGCAGAGGAUUCACAGAUAAAGUGGAUCGACUAAAACUGGCAGAAAUAGUAAAACAAGUUAUUGAAGAGCAGACAAACUCCCAUGACUCUCAAUAGCUGGAGCUUCUUAAUCUUAUUUUUUUUACCAUUUAAGAUUUAUUCUUUAACUGUAAAAAGUAUUUUUAUGUAAAUUAAUAAAUCAUAAUUAUUUC